Molecule: messenger RNA, 1166 nt
Organism: Pygoscelis adeliae (Adelie penguin)
Lineage: Eukaryota; Metazoa; Chordata; Aves; Sphenisciformes; Spheniscidae
Gene: THYN1
Product: thymocyte nuclear protein 1
Exons: 8
Coding region: 252-980 (242 amino acids)
Cellular component (GO): nucleus
Source: RefSeq, a predicted model, not a curated record
GCCCUCGGCGCCUCCCGUUCGCGCGGUGGCUGCGGGGAAGGAGGCAAGCCUACAGGCCAUGCCUUAUUUUUUGCAUAACGGUCACCUACUUCCGACUCCAGUCGGGCGAGGGGCGGCGUGUUUCCUCCUCCUGCGCCGGGGCUGUGGCAAGGCGAGAGCAUCCUUCCCCCCGGUCCGAGGCGAGGGGCGCUGCUGCGGCCGGAGCCGCAGGUGCUUCGCAGUGAAGACAAGAUAAUUCAAAGAGACCAGAGAUGCCUUGGCCGAGCAGAAAGAGAGACAAAGGAGUAGUAGCAGAUAAAAAGGAGCCUGAUGCUAAAAUUGCCAAAACCGAGGAAGAAACUCCGGAUAAGGAGGAAGAGGAGAAGUCCACAAAACCUCCAGCUGGGAGUUCCAAGUCAGGAUGGAAGAACUGGAAGAAGACAAAAGAAUCCGACUCUGGUGGGGAGGAAAGCAAGAUAACCUAUUGUCACUGGCUUCUGAAAUCAGAGCCAGAGAGCAGGCUCGAGAAGGGAGUGGAUGUGAAAUUCAGCAUUGAUGACUUGAAAGCUCAGCCCAAUCAGACGACCUUUUGGGAUGGAGUAAGAAAUUACCAGGCAAGGAAUUUCCUGAGAGCCAUGAAACUUGGGCAGCAGGCCUUCUUCUACCACAGUAACUGUAAAGAGCCUGGCAUUGUUGGCAUUGUCAAGAUCGUAAAGGAGGCAUACCCUGAUCACACACAGUUUGAUCAGAAGGAUCCUCAUUAUGAUUCCUCCAGCAGAAAAGAGAACCCCAAAUGGUCCAUGGUGGAUGUCCAGUUUGUGCGGAUGACAAAACGUUUCAUCCCCCUUUCUGAAAUCAAGGCUCACCACCUGGCCCAUAAAGCAGAUGGAGGCCCCCUAAAGAACAUGAUGCUCUUCACAAGACAACGUCUUUCCAUCCAACCACUGACACAAGAGGAAUUUGAUUUUGUCUUGAGCCUGGAAGAGGAAAAGCCACAUUAAGAAACUGACAGCAGCACAGCUUCUACCCAGCCCGCUGAUGCCUCCUCCUAAGCCAGCAUAAUUCUCAAGUUUACUUGCUCAAUCGCAGCAACAAGAACAUGCCCGCACAUGAUUUGCAGCUACAUGUCCCUUAUUCUGACACACUGUCAUUUUUGCUUAUUUUUAAAUAAAGCCUUUUAGAAUCAA